GCAGUUUUCGUGCUUUGAUUUUCAUGAAUAAUUUUCAUGUAAGACAAGUCUGUUAUCGUCAACAUGGAAAGACUGUGUGCGUGCGUGCAGGUCCAGCAACUGGCAGUAACUGGGACUUGACAAAUUCCGAACACCACUGGCUACAAUAGGCUUACAUAGAUAGGUCUUAUAUAGGCUGACUUUACGGAGAGAAAAUCAGAUAUGGCUGUUAUCUGCAAAUCCGAUCUAGGUUGGGUUGUCGACCACAAGCAGUUCUUAGAUCAGACUUACAAUUUUCAGAGUAACCAGUCAUCUGAUAGUGUCCAGACAUCAUUACAGUUCCAGGCUGACCUUUUUGAUAUAAAGAGUCCUUUUAUGAUGGACAGCCAGUUUGCAGCCAAACAAGACAGUAACAUAAGAACAACAUGCGAAAUGGAGUCAACCAUGAAGAGAAAACGAAAAAGGAAAAGGAAAGUUGAGCUGAAUUGUGGUGAACUGAAAGCAGCAGAGUACCAUGAUCAGAUCAAAGAUCAAUUACGCUUAGCCAUUAAUACAUUACUGGAAAUGGGGAAGGAAAUUGGCUAUUUUCCCACUAAACAAAAUGUGCAGGAUUUAGACAACAAUGUGAGAGCUCGGUCAGCAGUGAAGUCGCUUGGACAGACUAAUGAUAGCCUGGAGGAAUCCUGUUACCAGUAUCAUUUUCCAACCGCCCGUAACCACCAGGGAAUAACCUUACAAAACAAUGAUUCCAUGACAAUGAGCAGCAUUGUGAACAGACCUGUUCAUUACCAUGGUGAUGACACUGCUUUUGUCAGUCUGGACAAUGAACGGUAUCUACUGCCACCAAGAUGUUCAUUUCUCUUGUCGGAUAUCAGCCAUCUCAGCUUACUGGAGACAAGCAUAGAUUUUCCUCAAUUUGAUAUGAUUGUGAUGGAUCCUCCAUGGCAAAAUAAAUCUGUAAAAAGACUGAAAAAGUACUACAGUAUGAGUAAUGAAGACUUAAUAGACAUUCCAGUUCAAAGGCUUGGGGCAGAUAACUCUGUAGUGGUGGUAUGGGUCACCAACAGAUGGCAGCACAUUCAGUUCAUUAAAGAUUCACUGUUCCCAAGAUGGUCAGUUGAAUUUCUGACUGAAUGGCAUUGGGUCAAGGUCACCAAAGCAGGUGAGAUGGUGUAUGAAUUUGACUCCCCACACAGAAAACCUUAUGAAGUACUGAUCAUCGGCAGAUGCAGGAAACUAACAGUUGAGACCGAUACUGAAAGCACUGAAGAACAGUCCAUUAUACAAGAAAAAGAAACUUCGAAGAUCCCUCUUAAUAGGACCAUCUUAAGUGUUCCAUGCUGCAUUCAUUCUGUCAAACCUCCUCUACAAGAGGUAAUGAAGGAGUAUCUCCCAUCAAACCCUCACUGUCUGGAACUCUUUGCUAGAAACCUCUGUCCUGACUGGACCAGCUGGGGUAAUCAGGUUCUGAAGCACCAGCAGCUGAAGUACUUUGAUGCAGUAACGUGAGAUCAUCCUUGUGAAUUUUGUCACAAAAAUUGAAUCACCAACUGCAAGGGUGAAAGACUUUGAUGUCACCAUUUGUACUUCCCAUUAGCUACAAACAUGUCAACAGGUAUAUUAACUCUCAGAUGGAGAGAAGUGUUAUGUGCCGCAACAUCUGAUGUACCUUUCUGAUGGAAAAAGAUUUUAAAAGUGCUAAAUAAACCAAAAUUCCAGUCUAUAGACAAUGCGGUUGGGCUGCUUACCCCAGGUUUUUUUAUGGCCAAGGUUGACCUCAAGUCAGCCUAUAGAUCUGUAGCUAUAAGUGAACAUGUUCAAAUGGUAACAGGACUCCAAUGGAUAUUUGAUGAUGAACCUCACUAUUCCUUUGAAUCUAAGCUGCCAUUUAGAGCAAAGGCAAGUCCCGGGAUUUUUCAUAGAAUUACACAUGUCAUCUGUAGGAUUUUGUCUUGUGCUGGACACCACAAUCUGAUGGCAUACUUGGAUGACUUUCAUUCGUGCAGAUUCUCAGGAGAAGUGUUCCUCUGUGUUAACAUAUCUUAUAAGCCUGUUGAGAAAGAUGGGAUUUCUCAUUAACUGGUCUAAGGUACAUGGCCUAGCCCACGUUAUGAUAUUUCAUGGCAUUGAGAUUGACUCAGUCAAUAUGAUGUUACAAUUACCUUUAGAGAAGCUGGAAGUUCUUAGAUCUGAUAUCUGUGAUUUCCUUUAUCGCAAAUGUGCUUACUUGCGAGACACAUUAAAGGUGUAAACAAUGGCAUGGCAGACACUGGGUCUCAGCUUCAUGAGCCUGUUCAUUUGCAAAAGUUUUGUAUCAGCUUUGGUUGACCAGUACCAACUCUUUACUUUCUUGAUCACACGUCAGCACUUUCCUUUUUCUAUGUCUCUGAACAGGUGGCAAGGGCCCUUCGUUGAGAUCCACCACAAUCAAGAAUCUUGAUACUACCAUAGACAUAUUACAGGCGGACAAUUUUUCUAAGUCUACUCAGAAGAUCUACAGUACAUACCUUAUGUAUGCUUGUAGAGAUACUGUAAGUCCCUUUAUCACCAGUUUAUCUGGGACGCUAUGUCCCUUAUUUGUCUGAUCGACUUUCCUUUCCUUCAUGAAGGCAAUAUUUGUUUGUUAUUAAAGUUUUGCACCAGGAAUUGGAUUACCCCAAUCCUCUUGACUCCUUUUAUGUCAGAACUACAUGGAAAGGAGCAUGUAGAACAAUGGUUGUUGUUUGCAAUCCAAAGCUCCCCAUCCCUGGUCAUUUUCACCAAGAUUUGUCAGGCCACAUCCAAACAUAUUACUUUUUGGGCAGCAUGCCUGGUAGCCUUUGUCACUACACCUCAAAGUCGCCUGCACUUUAGGGAAGGCAGUAUAACAUAACACAGGUCAUGGAGACAGAUAGACUGCAUCCUUGUUUGCGAGUACAGUAGCUUUCACUGAAAAACUGUAUUUGUUAUAUUUACUCUCAGUUAUAGCAUCCAAGACUUGGACAGUAUGUGUUUUGGACUGCCUACAUUGACUUCAUCUUACAUGUAUGUGUGGUUAACCUUAACUUGACAGUGAGGGUCCUACCAGACCAUUCCAUCAUAUGUGUGCGGUUGUGAUCUGUUGAUACAUCUCAUAUGUAACCUCCUGGAUAAUGGAUGCUAUUAAUUCACCACAUCCACACAGUGACAUUUUUUUCAUGUUUGCUUUGUUCCUCAAGGAAUGUCAUACCCAGUUAGCCUUUCGACGUCAGCCGUCUGUAAACUUUUCAGUAAAAGCACUACUCCUGUUUAACACAUUUGUGGAUUUCAACCAAAUUUGGUCUGAAACAUCAUAGAGGAGGGGGAUAUUUCUUAAAUUCAGGAAUUUGAUUCGUUCCCGAGGUACCAAGGGUAAUGAUAUCAAACAUGCUUUAAGUGAUCCCGAGAAUGCCCUGACCAAAUUAUUUUUUUUCCGAUUCGGUCCAAACUUCAACAGAGCUCAUCUAUAACAGAUAGUCUGAACUUCUCAAGUUUCAUUCACACCAUUGACUGAAAUAUUUGGAUUUGGAUUUUUUAAGGAAAAGAAAAGAAAAUUUGUCGUUAUUUUUCUGUCUGAUCAAAACUAAUCAUGGUAACCACGAUAGUUAUUUUGUAACAUAAUUAUGCAACUGUUUUUCAUGCAAAGAACUUACCAUUUAUGAGUUUCUGAUACUUCCAAGGAAUAUUCAGAAUUUGAAUUCAUCAGAUUUGUUAGACCACCAUCAGUGGUUUGUCCAUCCAUUUCUUGAUAGUCAGAUGACCGUUACAGGCCAUGGCCCUCUUGUUAAGUUCUUGAAUGCAGAAAUCCCCAUCCCACCCAUACUUUAUAGAUUUCAUGUUGUAGUUAUUAGUUUGUCGCUGUCUCUUAGUGGCAGACCAGUAUUUCAUUAUUUGUGGACUGUGUUGUGUACUGUUGCAUUAUAUUACGUAAUCGCUAAAUAUUGGUUACUUUUGGA
Messenger RNA from Ylistrum balloti, 3932 nucleotides. Its product is annotated as N(6)-adenine-specific methyltransferase METTL4-like. Gene Ontology annotation, cellular component: RNA N6-methyladenosine methyltransferase complex; nucleus. Lineage: Eukaryota; Metazoa; Mollusca; Bivalvia; Pectinida; Pectinidae. The record is from RefSeq and is a predicted model, not a curated record. Gene Ontology annotation, molecular function: nucleic acid binding; methyltransferase activity. Bases 202 to 1488 code for a protein of 428 amino acids. The transcript has 9 exons.